Messenger RNA from Prorocentrum cordatum, 663 nucleotides. The record is from the annotation of a GenBank genome assembly. Lineage: Eukaryota; Dinophyceae; Prorocentrales; Prorocentraceae.
AUGAAGCUCGGCUCUGACGACGUGGAGCGCUCGCAGCACGCUGACGCAGAGCAGUGUUGCAAGGACAUCUUCGGCGCCAUCGACGGGUACGACAAGUUUUGGGACCAGUACAAGGGCUUCAACCCCAACAAGAUCCCCGAGCAGUUCAAUCUGAUGGCGAUCAAGGUUGAGGGCUGGAAGAAGACGGCGAAGGUGCUGAGCGGGCUGGUGGUAGAUGACUGCAAGUUGAAUACGAACAAGACCAUCGACGCCGUUCAAGAGUGUGCUGGCGGCGCCCUGGAGGGCAAGAGCUGGACAGAUGGGCUCCAGGCGUCGGCGAAGAUCGAUGCGGUCCUCAAGCACUUCAGCAGCACGCUGUGCUCGUUCGACAUGAAGGCGGGCAAGGCGAAGGUGCAGGCGAUGGAGAAGGCCGUGGGCGCGUACAAGGCCUUGUGCGGCUCGUUCGGCCUCGACCCGAACGCUGCGGUGCUGAGCGAGUCCGAGUCGUGCGCGGCGCUGUGGCACGUCACGACGGCGGAGAAGGCGUGCUGCCUGGCCUUGACGGCGAAGCCCAAGCUCAGCAGGAUGGGGCUGCAGCAGGCCGUGGCCGCAGAGGAGAAGAAGGUCAAGAAGUACGGCGGCUUCGACAAGUUCCAGCCCGCGCUGAAGGAGAGGUGCGUCAAG